ACAGAGGGUGGAAAGGCGAGAGCGGAGCUCUAAGCCCGGCAGCCCGAGAGGAAGAUGAACAGCCCCAGGCCAGAGCCUCGGGCAGAGUGGACCCCGAGCCGCCCCCAGGUAGCCAGGAGCGGCCUCAGCGGCAGCCGCAAACUCCAGUAGCCGCCCGUGCUGCCCGUGGCUGGGGCGGAGGGCGGCCAGGGCUGGGGACCGAGGCUCCGCGCCACCUGCGCGCACGGCCUCACACCUGAACGCUGUCCUCCCGCGGACGAGACCGGCGGGCACUGCAAAGCUGGGACUCGUCUCUGAAGGAAAAAAAAUAGCGAGUAAGAAAUCCAGCACCAUUCUUCACUGACCCAUCCCGCUGCCCCUCUUGUUUCCCAAAUUUUUGAAAGCUGGCAAUUCUGACCUCAGUGUCCAAAAAUCGACAGCCACUGAGACCGGCUCUGAGAAGCUGAAGAUUUGGCCAUUUCCAGACUGAGCGGGACAAGGUGAAAAGCAGGUUGGAGGCGGGUCUAGGACAUCUCAGGGCUGACCCUGGGGGCUCGUGAGGCUGCCACCGCUGCUGCCGCUACAGACCCAGCCUUGCACUCCAAGGCUGCGCACCGCCAGCCACUAUCAUGUCCACUCCCGGGGUCAAUGCGUCAGCCUCCCUGAUCCCCGACCGGCUGAACAGCCCAGUGACCAUCCCGGCGGUGAUGUUCAUCUUCGGGGUGGUGGGCAACCUGGUGGCCAUCGUGGUGCUGUGCAAGUCGCGCAAGGAGCAGAAAGAGACGACCUUCUACACGCUGGUAUGUGGGCUGGCUGUCACCGACCUGUUGGGCACUUUGUUGGUGAGCCCGGUGACCAUCGCCACGUACAUGAAGGGCCAGUGGCCCGGGGGCCAGCCGCUGUGCGAGUACAGCACCUUCAUUCUGCUCUUCUUCAGCCUGUCCGGCCUCAGCAUCAUCUGCGCCAUGAGUGUCGAGCGCUACCUGGCCAUCAACCAUGCCUAUUUCUACAGCCACUACGUGGACAAGCGGUUGGCUGGCCUCACGCUCUUUGCAGUCUAUGCGUCCAACGUGCUCUUUUGCGCGCUGCCCAACAUGGGCCUCGGUAGCUCGCGGCUGCAGUACCCAGACACCUGGUGCUUCAUCGACUGGACCACCAACGUGACGGCGCACGCCGCCUACUCCUACAUGUACGCGGGCUUCAGCUCCUUCCUCAUUCUCGCCACCGUCCUCUGCAACGUGCUUGUGUGCGGCGCGCUGCUCCGCAUGCACCGCCAGUUCAUGCGCCGCACCUCGCUGGGCACCGAGCAGCACCACGCGGCCGCGGCCGCAGUGACCUCGGUUGCCUCCCGGGGCCACCCCGCUGCCUCCCCAGCCUUGCCGCGCCUCAGCGACUUUCGGCGCCGCCGGAGCUUCCGCCGCAUCGCGGGCGCCGAGAUCCAGAUGGUCAUCUUACUUAUUGCCACCUCCCUGGUGGUGCUCAUCUGCUCCAUCCCGCUCGUGGUGCGAGUAUUCGUCAACCAGUUGUAUCAGCCAAGUUUGGAGCGAGAAGUCAGUAAAAAUCCAGAUUUGCAGGCCAUCCGAAUUGCUUCUGUGAACCCCAUCCUAGACCCCUGGAUAUAUAUCCUCCUGAGAAAGACAGUGCUCAGUAAAGCAAUAGAGAAGAUCAAAUGCCUCUUCUGCCGCAUUGGCGGGUCCCGCAGAGAGCGCUCCGGACAGCACUGCUCAGACAGUCGAAGGACAUCUUCUGCCAUGUCAGGCCACUCUCGCUCCUUCAUCUCCCGGGAGCUGAAGGAGAUCAGCAGUACAUCUCAGACCCUCCUGCCAGACCUCUCACUGCCAGACCUCAGUGAAAAUGGCCUUGGAGGCAGGAAUUUGCUUCCAGGUGUGCCUGGCAUGGGCCUGGCCCAGGAAGACACCACCUCACUGAGGACUUUGCGAAUAUCAGAGACCUCAGACUCUUCACAGGGUCAGGACUCAGAGAGUGUCUUACUGGUGGAUGAGGCUGGUGGGAGCAGCAGGGCUGGGCCUGCCCCUAAGGGGAGCUCCCUGCAAGUCACAUUUCCCAGUGAAACACUGAACUUAUCAGAAAAAUGUAUAUAAUAGGUAAGGAAAGAAAUACAGUACUGUUUCUGGACCCUUAUAAAAUCCUGUGCAAUAGACACAUGUAUGUCACAUUUAGCUGUGCUCAGAAGGGCUAUCGUCAUCCUCCAACUCACAUUAGAGAACAUCCUGCCUUUUGAGCACUUUUCAAACAAUCGAGUUGACUCACAUGGGUCCUGAGGCCUGCAGCACGUCAGAUGCUACCCCACUAUGACAGAGGAUUGUGGUCACAACUUGAUGGCUGGGAAGACCUACCCUCAGUUUUUCUACUAGAUAGGAGAAUGGCAGGAGUGUGGCUGCUGUCAUAACAUCCAGAGCUUCGUCGUAUUUGGCACACAGCAGAGGCCCAGAUAUUAGAAAGGCUCUAUUCCAAUAAACUAUGAGGACUGUCUAAUGGAUGAUUUAAGUGUCUCACUAAAGCAUGAAAUGUGAAUUUUUAUUGUUGUACAUAUGAUUUAAGGUAUUUAAGGUAUUUUCUUCUCUGUGAGAAGGUUUAUUGUUAAUACAAGGUAUAAUAAAAUUAUCACAACCCCUCUCCUUCCAGUUAUAACCAGCUGAAGUUGCAGAUGUUAGAUAUUUUUCAUAAACAAGUUCGAGUCAAAGUUGAAAAUUCAUAGUAAGAUUCAUAUCUAUAAAAUAGAUACAAAUUUUUAAGAGAAAGAGUUUGGUAUUAUCAAAGGGA
Messenger RNA from Nomascus leucogenys (northern white-cheeked gibbon), 2763 nucleotides. The record is from RefSeq and is a predicted model, not a curated record. Lineage: Eukaryota; Metazoa; Chordata; Mammalia; Primates; Hylobatidae.